Harpegnathos saltator (Jerdon's jumping ant) is the source of this 1765-nucleotide messenger RNA. RefSeq lists its product as uncharacterized. The coding region runs from base 339 to 1316 and encodes 325 amino acids. The record is from RefSeq and is a predicted model, not a curated record. The transcript has a single exon. Lineage: Eukaryota; Metazoa; Arthropoda; Insecta; Hymenoptera; Formicidae.
UAUGGUUAGGAAAUGAUAAAAUAACCACAUCCUGAAUUGUUAAAAUAAUCUCGAACAGAGAGAGAUAAAGCAUCAGUGUUCAAGUAGAAGUAUUAAAUAGUUUGCAUCAUAACAGUUGUGUAACACAAUUAUUGCAUACCAAUGUAAUAGUGCUAAAGCAAUAAUAUAAUAAUAUAAACCAGACGUUGCCCAGAUUAAAUAUAUAUAUAUAUAUAUAUAUGUGUGUAUGUGUGUGUAUGUGUACGUACAUACAACGAUAUAAAUGGUGUAAAAGUAUAAUAUAAAUACGGUCUAUAAAAUAAAAAUAUAAUCAAGAAACAAGUUUCACUAAAAACACCAUGACAACCAAGCUCGCGAUUAAGCAUAAAAACUCUCUUGUUUUGAAAGAAAACAAGUUGCUUCAAGGAAAGAAAUAUCACAGCUGCAAGCUGUCCAACUUGAAGAAAUGCGAACAUCUGUCUUUUUCUUGGUUAACCUUAAGCAUAUUUCUAGUUUAUUGGUUUAUUUUGUGUCCUCUAAUUUGGGUAACAUGUGAUAUGUCGAAGACAUAUUGGUUUUCAUAUUGGCCUGUUCCUUUCUGGACUAUCGUAUUUCUAAUCUGGAUCAUGAUCAUGUAUGCACAUAUAAUAUUUUGGAGGAGACGUUUACAAACUCGACAAGAUGCCGAAGUCAAUCACAUGACUUCAAAACAUAGUUCGGAGAUUAUGGAAAAACUUUCAAGUGUUCAUCAGACAUCUUCGGAAGAAGCAAAUUCUUUCGAAAUAAAGAUGUAUAAUCUUUCAGAUCAGAAAAUAAAAAAUGAUUCUGAUAACCUUCAUAGAAAAGAUUUACCACUUCUAACGAUACAUAAACAAAUGUUUGAUGAGGAUAUUGAUAACAUGGGGAUAAUGCAGAUUGAAAAGGAUGAAAAUGAUCAGCUGGACGUUGCCAGUGACUACGUCGGAAAAAGUUCUUUGCAAGAUUAUUCAAAGCUGGAGAAGGAAGUGAAGUCACCGAAAACCCCGAUGUCACCGAGAGAAUUGUUUUUCAUCGAUUUGAUUCGAGAAGCAGAAAAAGCUGAAAGCGCAAAAUUGGAGAAAAUUUAUUUUUUUCCGAAUGAAACAACCCAACAUAAUAUAAAAAGCGAGGAGGAAAUGAAGAAUAAGAUAGAUACCACAAAUGAAGAGUAUAUAGAAAAUAUUCAAGAUGCGAAUGAAAAAAAUGAGAAGAUAAAUAAAAAUAAAUCGAAAUGCGAAUCAAAUUAUUUCAUAGCAAAUGUAGAGAACCCGGAAUCAGCGAAAAAAGCGGAGAUGUUCCUUCAAAUUGAUUCGAUGUAGAGGAACAGUUAGAAACAAACAUAGAAAAACUAAUUUUGAUAUUGCGAUUCGAUAAAGGAAAUGUAUAGAAAUCAUCCAUUUUGUCAGUUAAUUGAAUUAUUAAUAUAAUAAUUACGAUCAAAUAUUAAAAAUAUUGAUUAUGAUAAUCAAAAAGAGUAAGAAUUAUGAGAGGAAAAGGGAAAGGCUUCGACAAGAAAAAAUUUCUCGAAAAAAUAUAUAAAUAAAAAAAUCGAUACUAUUAUCAAUAAAUAUGUCUUUUGAAUUUUCUAUAUUUAUGUUUUAUUCUCCACCUCUUCACAUUCUCAAUUCAUCUCUCUGCAAAUAUCAUGAUUAUAUGUAUAUAAGAUAUAUUUUGUUUAAUUUAGAAUGUAUACAAUAUUUAAAUAAUGUAAGGUUAGGAAUUUGAAAGUAUUAAGGUUUUAGAUAAUAUUUUAUUAAAAUCACGCUUC